Messenger RNA from Sphenostylis stenocarpa, 570 nucleotides. NCBI's taxonomy places the organism in Eukaryota, Viridiplantae, Streptophyta, Magnoliopsida, Fabales, Fabaceae. The record is from the annotation of a GenBank genome assembly.
AUGGGUCAAAAGCAUAAGUGGAAUUGGAAUUGGAAUUCGGCAAUAAUUGGAGCAGCAUCUGCAGUAGCAGCAUCUGCCCUAAUAUCCGCCAAACCCAAGGACCCAACGUUCGACCUCGUAUCCAUGAAGUUUACUUUCCUCAGACUCAACCUCCCUCUCUUCGACGCAGAGGUUCUCCUUACCGUUCAUGUCACCAACCCCAACAUCGUUCCCAUCCACUUUUCCUCCACUUCCGUGUCCAUCUUCUAUGAGGGCUCCCUCCUCGGCUCGGCUCAGUUCGAAGCCGGUUCCCAGCCGCCACGCUCCGAGCAGUUACUCCGCAUCCCUACCCGCCUCCACAGUAUCCAGUUCACGCAACACGCCACGCGCUUCCUCCACGACAUCGCGGGCAGUGAGAUGUACCUCGACGCCGCCGUCGAUAUCGCCGGCACCGCCAGGAUCAUGUGGUGGGACCACAAUUUCAAUGUCCACGUCGACAGCCACGUCACCGUUGAUCCCGUCUUUCUCGACCUCAUUGAUAAAGAGUACAUAUCCGAACUUGAAGUAUUGCUCUCUACGGCGGCGGCAUAG